AUGGGAGCCGCAUCGUCGUCGGCCGCGUGUCAACCGACCAACUGUUGCUCCAGCCACCAUCAAGCUUUUCUCCCACAUGCCAAUUCGAUGGUCGAGUCCGUGCACAACAUGAGACAUAGCGCCUGCGCCAUUAAUCGUCUGAAUAUAGACUGCCUAGUCUUCAUUUUCUACGAGGAUGUCCUUGCAGAAGACCCGCCAGAGUUGUAUACCGCAAACUGGGAGUGGGACGAUAGUGGAGACGAAACGUUCCGCGAGUUGAUUGGAGACGCUUAUGGACAUAGAGGCUGGGCUCUACUUCGACUAAGUCAUGUGUGUAGGAGGUGGAGAGAGGUUGCGCUCAGCCUGUCGUCUUUAUGGGCGAGUGUAGUGGCCCAACUCUCGAUGUGGGACCCCGAUGGCGGAUAUCAAAUGACAUUAGAUCGCUCUCGGGGACUACCCCUGUCAUUUGUACUGCCGGAUCGCCCGCUUGGGUCCCGUAUGGAGAGACAACUCGCGGAGGAUAUCGCCCAGUUUGGUACCAUCAUUUUCGACAGUGAUCGCUCUGCAUGGCCACUGUGUCUCUCAGGGAGACACGCCAAUCUACUUCGAAAAGCUAUCUUCAUCACGGGUGGCUACCCAGAUUCCUCACAUCCUUGGUUGGAUAUCGAGCCAUUGCACAUGCCGCUUGCGACCCAUCUCGUCUUCGACGGGGUUUACAUGCCGAGCCUGGCCAUCGGAUGGCAUCGAAAAGCGCUCCGUAUCGCUCCCUCGACUAUCCUCUCUCAAAAUAUAUCGUCCUUCCUUCUUAACCUCUCGUCGCCGGACGACCUUGUACUCAAGAUUUGCGUGUACGAGAUCGUAAACGUCGGCAUCUUCUCGCAACUCGUGGACGUUCUUCGUCCAUAUAUGGCCAACCCCUCAUACAAUCAUCUGACGGCCAGUGAUUGUUUCCAGACCUGGCAGGACGCAGCCGAUACUCCUCCCCUGUUCUCGUUACGUCAAGGUCCCAACGGGAAGAGACGAGUAGCUGUUCACGUCAAUAUGGAUGGCGCCAGACAGAUAACCUCGCUUCACCAAUUGGCGUUCGGGUCUCUGGUCCCGGGUCAGAUACGCAUACUGUCCAUCGAGAAUUGGAAGUUCGAUAGAUAUCCGCUGUUUCCCUCUGUUCAGGCGAACGGCGCUUUUCAUCUCGAUGUCCUCAGCGCGCAUGUCGAGGAGCUUCACUACGAAAUGCGCGACCUGACGAUGGCGUCAAUUUGGGAUCGCGACAAUCGGAGAUGGGGAACCGGCCUUCUACCAUACUUCAUCCUUCGUUAUCCUGAAACAUACCCUCUUCUGCGACGCAUAUAUGCGCACGGCGGGUCCAAGAUUCCCGACCUGCCGUGGCCAUCAGCUGCUCAGCUGCUCGGCAUAAGAGAGUGGCAUGAGUUGCGCGUUCGAGGAGGCGUGUGUUUAGAGGUUCUCCAUCUAGAGGGGCAGCUUCCGCUGGGCAUCUCGGCUCAGACCACUUCUCUCGAGCUUCUCGGGAGUGAAGUCCCUGUCGUUGACGAUCGUCGCAUCAUGGCUGUUUCCCCCUCUCCCAGUCCACCCUCGUCCAAUGGCGAUGAUUCUAAUGAUGACGCAGAGUUCAUUGGAUAG
Peniophora sp. CBMAI 1063 is the source of this 1617-nucleotide messenger RNA. The record is from the annotation of a GenBank genome assembly. NCBI's taxonomy places the organism in Eukaryota, Fungi, Basidiomycota, Agaricomycetes, Russulales, Peniophoraceae.